This is a messenger RNA of Ilyonectria robusta, 5240 nucleotides long. RefSeq lists its product as uncharacterized. Gene Ontology annotation, cellular component: nucleus; zeta DNA polymerase complex. The record is from RefSeq and is a predicted model, not a curated record. Bases 65 to 5110 code for a protein of 1681 amino acids. The transcript is spliced from 2 exons. NCBI's taxonomy places the organism in Eukaryota, Fungi, Ascomycota, Sordariomycetes, Hypocreales, Nectriaceae. Gene Ontology annotation, biological process: error-prone translesion synthesis; double-strand break repair via homologous recombination. Gene Ontology annotation, molecular function: nucleotide binding; DNA binding; DNA-directed DNA polymerase activity.
CUUCGGAUAAUGCACACGCUCAAUCUUGUCGAAUAAGACCCGAUGGAGCGAAAGGCCGAGGACCAUGGACCUGUUCCGGGUCAGACUGAAUUGCAUCGAUCAUUACCAGGCCACGCCGACCCGUUACGACCCCCAGCUUCGCAACGAUGUACCGCUGUCGCAAAUCGCCAAGGGACCCAAGGUGCCCGUUAUCAGGGUCUUCGGAUCGACUGAGACGGGUCAAAAGGUCUGCGCGCACAUUCAUGGCGCUUUCCCGUAUCUCUACGUGGAGUACGAGGGCGGCUUGAACACCGAUGACGUGGGCGCCUACAUCUAUCGCCUUCACCUCUCUAUUGAUCAUGCUUUGGCGGUGAGCUAUCGGCGCGAUCAAUAUGGUGACAACGCGAGAUAUGUGGCCAGAAUCACCCUCAUCAAGGGCGUGCCCUUCUACGGCUUCCACGUCGGCUACCGAUUCUUCCUGAAGAUCUACAUGUUCAAUCCCAUUGUCAUGACGAGAUUGGCGGAUCUUCUCCAGCAGGGAGUCAUCAUGAAGCACAAGUUUCAGCCUUACGAAGCCCACCUUCAAUACCUUCUGCAGUUCAUGACGGAUUACAAUUUGUACGGGUGUGACAAUCUCGACGUAUCAACCACGCGCUUUCGGUCCCCUGUUCCUGAGCAUGACCAAGGGUCCAAUUCAGUCCAUCUCUGGCAUAGUCGGUCCAUCCCAACCGACCACAUUACCGACGAGACUGCCCUUCCUAGGGUCAGCCACUGCUCAAUCGAGGUGGACAUUUGUGUACACGACAUUCUCAACAGGAAACUAGUCAAGCAGCGAUCGUUGCAUCAUGACUUCGUCGAGCGGAUCAAUCCAAUUCCCGAAGGCUUGAAACUGGUGCACAGUAUGGCAGGUCUCUGGAAAGACGAAACCAAGAGGCGGAAGCGCAAGAUGCAAGACCCAGGCCAAGGCAGCACCCCGUUCCCCCCGGAAGUUCUUGUCUCGAUGUCUGCCGAUCCUCGACAAUCACAGUCACAAGGCUGGAUCCACGAGGAAGAAUACCGGGACCAGAUUCGAAAUCUCAUUACAUCCGAGAAGAAUGCGGGUAAAGGCGAGCUCAGCUUCGAAACCUUUCCAAAGGCCUUGCCCUUUGAACACACCGUCAAAACUGCUCUUGAAUCCGUCGAAGACCUUUUCCCAUCAACUCUCAUGCCAGUUUUGGGGCUUUCCCCGAGCCAAACCGAAGGACUAGAUCCUGCCAGCAGUGUUGAGGUCGACGAGAGAAAGGUCCUUCAAGUCGGCGAGGGACCUGAUGAGUGGUUUCCCAGUGACUCCGACGAAGAGGCUAUCACCAUGAUGCUGUCAAUGGAAAAGAAAGCCGCCAAAGCUUUUCAAGACCAGACAAGUAAACCGCCUGAGAGUGGAUCCGAGGACGAGCUGAGUGAUUCGGAUGACCUCUCAGUGCUUGGAAUCUGCCAAAGCGGGCUGAGAACUGGCAAGCUUCCAGAAAUCCCAUUUAGUCAAAGUCUCAUCAAUGCUGCAGACAAGCAGGGGUUGGUUGGACGAGCACUGAAGACGGUUCACCCUACUUUGUUGAAUAAGACGGUGCUUAAGCGUUCUCUAUCGGAAUUAUCAUUAUCUCACCCCCCUGUCAAGCGAUCCAGACGGGACGAACCACUGGGACCCAAAGGCGAGGGGAUCUCCCGAGGCAAGGGAGGAAACUUGCCCAUACAAGCAUCCGGGUCAAAUGAACCAGAAACAUUGAGGCGUUCUUCGUUGGGCAAAUUCCCAACAUCUUCACCGCAGGAUACUACUGGUUCCAAUCAGACCCUGAACUUUGCCACUGUGAAGGACCGAAACGAUCCCAACACGAAAUUUCGUCUCAGCCAGAGGAGUCAGCUAUCAUCUUCCCAGCAGAGCGAAGAUGGUGGAUUUACGAAGCAUGUUUCCUUCGAUCUUAAUUCUUUUGAGCAAGUUGGGGAUGUACCUGCAUCCCAGUCUGACUACUUUCCCUCUCUGACAUCGUCGGACCUCCACUUUGAGGUCAGUCCGCAAACAAAAAUUCAACGAGCGAUUGGAAGCCUAUCAAGCUCUCAAACCCUUCUCUUUUCAUCACUGCCUCCCUCCGCCUCGGAGGUGGUAACGUCCAUGAAAGACCACCUUGUCCCGGACGCCAUCUAUCAGGAUGCCUAUUACAGCAGAGAGAAAGACGUCCCAAGUAAACCUCGGGAAUAUGCAGGACGAGAGUUCCGACUUGAAAGCAACACGCUCCCUUUUCUCCCGGAGUUCGACCCAACGGCUACCUCACCAUCUAGUUACGGCCUCAAACAAGGCGCUCGCCUGGACAAAUCGGAAAUGGGUCGCGAGUAUGCCCGGCAGAGCAAAAGCUGUACGUGGAGGAGCUGGGAAAUCGCAAACCCGCCACCCACUUUCGAUGAAGUAAAGACUUGGUGGGACGAAAAGGAACGGCGUGCGACGGAGGAACCGACAUCCAGCUACUUGGCGACGCCGAAGCAAUAUCUCUCCCAGAUUGAGGGUCCGACACCGAAAAACAAGCACGGGUUCAAAUAUACACAAGCGAACGGGCAGACGAGCGUUGAGCACGAAGUCCAGUACAUGAGCACGAUGAGCUUGGAGAUUCAUGUCAACACGCGGGGCAAGUUUGUGCCCAACCCCGAGGAGGACGAGGUUCAAUGCAUGUUCUGGGCUCUGAAGUCGGACGAAACAGUGCUCGAUAGCCAAAGCUCUCUGGAUCUAGUCAAGUCGGGUAUCCUCGUGCUAUCCAGUGACCCCGACUUGCCGCGCCUCAUGCGACGCCAGACGGCGGUUGAGAUUGUUGAAGAGACUGCCGAGUUGGACUUGAUGGUCAGAAUGGUGGAGAUUGUCAGGACCCAUGAUCCAGACAUUCUAACUGGGUAUGAGGUUCACGGGAGUUCAUGGGGCUAUCUAAUCGAGAGGGCGAGGCUCAAGUACGACUACAAUCUGUGUGACGAGUUUAGUCGAAUGAAAACGGAAUCGCAUGGGAGGUUCGGCAAAGAGAACGACAAGUGGGGUUUCAACACCACCUCAACCAUUCGAGUCACUGGAAGACACAUGAUCAACAUCUGGAGAGCCAUGCGGGGCGAGCUGAAUCUCCUUCAAUACACCAUGGAGAAUGUCGUUUGGCAUCUCCUCCACCGUCGGAUCCCUCAUUACGCCUGGAAGACUCUCACGACUUGGUACAAGAGCGGCAAACCACGAGACCUGAACCGGGUGCUCCGAUAUUACCAAAGUCGAACCAGACUGGACAUUGAAAUCCUAGAGGCCAACGAGACUGUUUCGAGGACAAGCGAGCAAGCUCGACUGCUCGGUGUCGACUUCUUUUCUGUAUUUUCGCGAGGAUCCCAGUUCAAGGUUGAAUCAAUCAUGUUCAGAAUCGCAAAACCAGAGAACUUUAUCCUCGUUUCGCCCAGCCGAAAGCAGGUCGGUGGCCAGAACGCGCUCGAAUGCCUCCCUCUCGUCAUGGAGCCUCAGAGCGCUUUCUACAACAGCCCCCUCCUGGUCCUGGACUUCCAAAGUCUGUACCCGAGCGUAAUGAUUGCAUACAACUAUUGCUAUUCAACCUUCCUCGGGCGAAUUACCAAUUGGAGGGGCAGGAAUAAGAUGGGCUUCACAGAUUACAAGCGGCAGCAAGGCCUCCUGGAGUUGUUGGAGGACCACAUCAACAUCGCACCCAACGGAAUGAUGUACGCAAAAUCCGAAAUCCGCAAAUCUCUCCUCGCCAAGAUGCUCACGGAGAUUCUGGAGACUCGAGUCAUGGUCAAGAGCGGCAUGAAGCAGGACAAGGGUGACAAAACACUUCAGCAGCUGCUGAACAACCGACAGCUUGCCUUGAAACUGCUCGCCAAUGUCACCUACGGCUACACCUCUGCAUCAUUUUCUGGCCGCAUGCCCUGCUCGGAGAUUGCAGACAGCAUCGUGCAAACUGGGCGAGAAACUCUGGAGCGGGCGGCUGCUUACAUUCAUUCGGUUGAACGAUGGGGAGCCGAGGUCGUCUAUGGCGACACCGACAGUUUGUUCGUCUAUCUGAAAGGGAGGACGAAGGAUCAGGCAUUCGACAUUGGCAACGAAAUCGCCAAGGCCAUUACGGACAUGAAUCCUCAGCCCAUCAAGCUGAAGUUUGAGAAAGUCUACCACCCGUGCGUUCUUCUGGCCAAAAAGCGCUACGUCGGCUACAAGUACGAGAGUCGCGACCAGGUGCAGCCAGAAUUUGACGCCAAAGGAAUCGAAACGGUUCGCCGUGACGGGACGCCAGCAGAGCAGAUGAUUGAAGAAAAGGCCCUCAGACUGCUCUUUGAAACGGCCGACCUCAGCCAAAUCAAGAGAUAUUUCCAGAAACAGUGCAACAAGAUAAUGCGCAACAACAUUUCUGUGCAGGACUUUUGCUUCGCCAAGGAAGUCCGACUCGGGACGUAUUCCGACAAAGGUGCACCAACCCCCGGAGCGUUGAUCAGUACCAAGCGAAUGCUGGCAGACGCGCGCGCAGAGCCGCAGUAUGGAGAACGAGUUCCCUACGUCGUCAUCACGGGCGCACCAGGGGCACGUCUCAUCGACCGGUGCGUGGCGCCCGAGGAGCUACUCACCAACCCCCACUGGCAGCUCGAUGCGGAAUACUACAUCUCGAAGAACCUGAUCCCGCCGCUCGAGCGCAUCUUCAACCUCGUCGGAGCCAACGUGCGGCAGUGGUAUGACGAGAUGCCCAAAGUGCGGCGGGUGCGGCGUCCCAUGACGCUGGGCACGAAGAAGAGGACGCUCGAGUCGUACAUGAGGUCGACGCACUGCCUCAUCUGCGGAGCCAAGUUUUCUCACGGGGACAAUCCACUGUGCCCGCGCUGUCGCAAGAACGUCCCGGCGUCGCUCUUCACACUGCAGACGCGGGUGAAAACCGAGGAGCGCCGGCUGGAGGAGGUGCUCGCCGUCUGUCGCAGCUGCUCUGGACUCGGGCCUAUGGAGGACGUCGCCUGCGAUAGCAAGGACUGUCCUGUGUUUUGGACGCGGAUGAAGCAGACGAGCAAGAUGCAAGGUGAACGGAAUACCAAUCGGCCUGUGAUUCAGGCGCUGGUGGAUGGGGUGGAGAAGCUAUCCCUGGAGUGGUGAUGGGGUUUGGCGAAACUUGUAUGAAUUAUCUAGGAAUAGCGUUAAAAACAAGCAACUCCUAACGGGUCUUUGGAUGUUUACCAAGACUUUACUCGGUGAAUGUCACCUGGGAGCAGUUCUGCAAUUUCAC